AUGGUUUGUGCUGUUGUCUGUCAGUUGCUCACUGAUGUUGACAUUUUGCUUCCUGCAAAGAGCAGCAACUUGACACUGUCUUUGCAGAGAGCGUUAGACCAAAAAGCUCAGGUGGCUCUUGCCAUCUUCUUCACCAGGUUUUCAGGUGAGGACAUGAAGACGUUGAAGAUGUCAGUCGAAAGGGAAGACCCUAUUCUUGGCCUGGUAGCCAACAGGAAGAAUCGGGAACAGUGGAGAAGGCUGGCAAGAAGGAGGCGGGCCAGCAAGGUUGCCCCACAGAUGGCUCUGUGUCGCUUGCGGGAGUUUCAGGUCGGCUCAGACGCUCCUAGUUUGAGAAAGGCAGAUCUGAAAGGCCGGAGCGCGCUGCUGGCAGACAUCCAACAAGGAACCCGCCUGCGCAAAGUCACACAGAUCAACGACCGCAGCGCUCCACAGAUCGAAAGCUCUAAAGGAACUAGCAAGGAAGGAGGCGGCUCUGCCGGCUCCCGAGGUGGGAGCACACCUCUGGCCCUGGGAGAUCUGUUUGCUGGUGGCUUUCCUGUGCUGCGACCGGCAGGCCAGAGGGAUGCAGCAGGUGGCAAGGCAGGGCAGGCCCCUGGCUCCCGAGCACCUUCUCCAAGGCUCCCAGUCAAAGGCAUAGGUGGCCCCCUCAACCCUCCAGCCUCCCCCAGGCUUGGCAGUGCACCAGAAGCCCAUGGCACCACUGCCAGGCCCGCUCUUCCUCGUCCUUCCGUCCCUGCCCCCCCACCCCCCACCCCGCCCCCUCCUCCCCCGCCACUGCCCCCUCCAUCUCCCUUCAAGAACCCACUAGUGUCCCCACCUGGCCCACCCCCCAAAGGGAGUGUCACAGUGGUGGAGACUGCUGCCCCCAGCACACCUCCGCCCCCACCCCCACUGCCCCCAGCCUCUGGUGAUAAGGCAGUGAAGCCUCAGCUCGCCCCUCUACACCUGCCGCCCCUCCCACCCCCACUUCCUCUCCUUCCACCUUGCGGGUACCCCGGGCUCCACUCGGAGCCACCCAGCCCUGCCCAGGAUGGGCGGGAACCUCCGGUGCCACCACCUCCACCCCCACCACACCUAUCCUCAGCAUCCUCACCUAGGGUACCUGUGCCACCACCCCCACCACCCCCACCUCUGCUGGGCCCGAAUCCUAGCAGUGAGGCCCCACCCCCGCUGCCACCCAAGUCCCCAGGUGGCCAGGGCCAGCUGUCCAAGGCAGGCACUCCACAGGGCCCACAGCCCUUCCUGCAGAAGAAGAGGCCUGGCCGGGGCCCAGGGGCCGGUGGGGCGAAGCUGAACCCACCUCCAGCACCACCUGCAAGAUCUCCCACCACGGAGCUCUCCAGCAAGAGCCAGCAGCAGGCCCCAGCCUGGUCCCCGACCACGCAGCCCGGAGGACAGGUGCGGAAUGGAAGCCUGCCCGUCAUCGACGACUUUGAGUCCAAGUUUACCUUCCAUUCUGUGGAGGACUUUCCCCCUCCAGAUGAAUAUAAAGCCUGCCAGAAGAUCUACCCCAGCAAGAUCCCCAGAAGCCGCACACCCGGUUCCUGGCUCCCGGCUGAGGCAGCUGCACAGAGCUCUGAUGACAUCAAAGGCAGGAACUCGCAGCUCGCGAUAAAGACACUGCGGUGAGGAGACAGACACUGCCGUGGCCCUGGCUUCCAGGUGGCACAUGGAGAAGAGGCCCACUGUGUGUGAGCUC
Ochotona curzoniae (black-lipped pika) is the source of this 1702-nucleotide messenger RNA. RefSeq names its product WAS/WASL interacting protein family member 3 (gene WIPF3). Lineage: Eukaryota; Metazoa; Chordata; Mammalia; Lagomorpha; Ochotonidae. The record is from RefSeq and is a predicted model, not a curated record. Gene Ontology annotation, biological process: exocytosis; retrograde transport, endosome to Golgi; endocytic recycling. Gene Ontology annotation, molecular function: alpha-tubulin binding; gamma-tubulin binding; actin binding. The coding region runs from base 1 to 1632 and encodes 543 amino acids. Gene Ontology annotation, cellular component: WASH complex; early endosome; recycling endosome. The transcript is spliced from 10 exons.